This is a messenger RNA of Fusarium verticillioides 7600, 1422 nucleotides long. RefSeq lists its product as hypothetical. Gene Ontology annotation, cellular component: mitochondrion. The transcript is spliced from 2 exons. NCBI's taxonomy places the organism in Eukaryota, Fungi, Ascomycota, Sordariomycetes, Hypocreales, Nectriaceae. Gene Ontology annotation, molecular function: FAD binding; proline dehydrogenase activity. The coding region runs from base 1 to 1422 and encodes 473 amino acids. The record is from RefSeq and is a predicted model, not a curated record.
AUGACAAUACUCUCAACUACUACUCGCUCACGCGCCGCUCAAGGCCUCACCUUCACACUCCGCCCUACCUCUCGAGUGCGGCGCGAUAGCCUCAUCGCGCUCGUUCGCUACUCCUCCACCAACGCCGCCGCCGCGCUUGAGGCGACUCGCACAAACACACCCGUCGCCAAAGGCGCAGAAUCACCACUUUCAGAACUUCCUCCCUUGGUUCUCUACCGCUCUCUCCUGAUCAAUUCCAUAUCGUCAAGACCAUGGCUCCUCAUUCCCUCGCUGCAUCUCCUUCAGAAGCUCUCCAACCCUGCAAACCCAUAUAUCUUCAAUGUUGAUCGCAACCCGCUGCUGCGAGGCUUGCUGAAGCAUACGUUCUACAAGCAGUUUUGCGCUGGUGAGACGGGCGCUGAGACGCAGAGUACUAUGAAGUCAUUGCAGGAUAUGGGAUUCAAGGGAACGAUUCUCACAUUUGCGAAGGAGACUGUCUUUGAUGCCAAGACUGGUAAAGAUCAGGGCUUUGGUAUCGAAGCCUCGAGCUCGACUGAGUGUCAGUGGUGCGAUAACAUUGAGGCUUGGAGGGAGGGAACUGUCAAAACUGUCGAUCUGCUCCGCGAGGGUGAUCAAUUGGCCGUCAAAAUGACAGGCGCUGGACCUGGAGUCUGCGACGCUUUCGCCAACGGCACCGAACUCCCCAAGCAAUUCGUCGACGCUUGCAACGAGAUCGCUCAAAAGUGCAAAGACCGCGGCGCUUACAUCCUCAUCGACGCUGAAUCGCAGCACUACCAAUGGGGCAUUUUCCGACUCGGCAUGGAACUCCAGCAAAAGUUCAACACCGACGGCAAGGUCGUUCUCUACAAUUCCUACCAAGCUUAUCUUAAGAGCACCCAUGACACUCUGGCUAAGCACCUCCAAGCCGCCCUGGACAAGGGCUUCACACUCGGCAUCAAGGUCGUUCGCGGCGCAUACAUGGCCUCUGAUCCCCGCUCUCUAAUCCACGACACAAAGCAAGACACGGACGACUCGUACAACCAAAUCGCCCAGGGCGUUCUGCGUCAAGAAUUCCGCUCCUUCGGCACAACCAAGCCCUUCCCCUCCGCACAGCUCCUCCUGGCAAGCCACAACAAGGAGUCGCUGGUCAAGGCUCAGGAAACGCACCAGCAGCGCACAAAGGCGGGUCUUCCGACUGUGCCGGUCAAGUUCGCGCAGUUGCAUGGCAUGUCGGACGAGGUUAGCUUCGGGCUGCUCAAGCUAAAGGAUGAUGCGGGGGUGGCUCCCGAGGUUUAUAAGUGCACUACGUGGGGUACACUCCCAGAGUGCAUGGCUUAUCUGACGAGGAGGGCUAUUGAGAAUAGGGAUGCUGCUGCGAGGACGCUGGAUGAGUAUUCGGCGUUGAAGAGUGAGCUUUGGAGACGGUUGGCUUUCUGGCGAUAG